AUGAAUAACCCUACAAACUUCAUAGCUUCACUGGAGAACAUGACUGUGGCUAUGCAGGAUACGGCUGCGACCUUAGGGAAUCAAGGUAACAAUGGUAAUGGCGGAAAUGGGGACGACGGGCCGAUGACACUUGCUACCUUUCUGAAAGUGCACCUUCCGACCUUCAAGGGGACCUCAAACCCCACUGAAGCCAAUAAUUGGUUUCAGGCGAUGGAGAAAUAUUUCCCUAACUCCGUUAGGAUGAUAAAAGAGCUCGAGUUACUACAAUUAAUGCAGGAUUCCAUGUCAGUAACCGAGUAUACAAACAAAUUUGAGGAGCUAUGUCGAUUUUCUAAGAUUGGUCAUGGUGCCCCAGAAGGCUUUGAACAAUGGAAGUGCAUUAAAUAUGAAAGUGGGUUUCGUAGCGAAAUUUUGAGUACCAUGGGGCCGAUGGAGAUCAGAAUUUUCUCUGAACUGGUAAAUAAAAGUAGAGUUACUGAAGAUUGUGUAAGAAACGCGGCAUUAGAUAAGGGUGAUCACCGCGCCAUCGUUAGGGGAGAUCAAGGAAGAAAUUUUGCGCCCAGAGGCCAAGAUUUUAAGUGA
This is a messenger RNA of Arachis stenosperma, 582 nucleotides long. RefSeq lists its product as uncharacterized. The coding region runs from base 1 to 582 and encodes 193 amino acids. The transcript is spliced from 2 exons. Lineage: Eukaryota; Viridiplantae; Streptophyta; Magnoliopsida; Fabales; Fabaceae. The record is from RefSeq and is a predicted model, not a curated record.